Molecule: messenger RNA, 1776 nt
Organism: Drepanopeziza brunnea f. sp. 'multigermtubi' MB_m1
Lineage: Eukaryota; Fungi; Ascomycota; Leotiomycetes; Helotiales; Drepanopezizaceae
Biological process (GO): polyamine biosynthetic process
Source: RefSeq, a predicted model, not a curated record
AUGGCACAGACGUCCAGUGCAGCAAAACCGGGGAAAUCGCCAAUACCUCCCCCGCCAGGUGCACCGCUGCUCACCCAGGAGAGCUUCGAGAAAGAGUUGAAAUCCCUCGCUGAGCAAGCCAGAUCCGAGACCUGGGGGAAAUGGGCCGCCGAGCAAGCCUGGAUCCUGGCUCAGUCCGGGACUCUGCUCACCCUGGCGGCUGUCUACUCCAAUGUAUCGAAGCUCAGCUUGUCACCCGUCUACGGCGGCAUCCCAGCUUCCAGACUGCAUUCGAAGGGGGUCAUGACGGCCUGCUUCCUGGGCUGGUCGUCGAAUCUAUUUCUCAGGAGGCAGUUGCCCGUGAAGCCGCAGCAUCUGCUGCCGCUUCUUGCGGCCUACGUUCCUGUGAUGCAGUUUUUCCUCUUUAAGAUCAGUGGGAGCCUUGGGGGAGUCUAUGGACCGAUCAUCACGGAGUCGUUGACGCAUUUGCCGCUGCUUUUGCUGUCUGUUUCUCGCACAGCGACGAUUCUGGAGGACUUGGAGAUGAGUCCGGGACGGGUGCAGUGGCUGGCUGAUGCCAUGCCUGGAAUCUUGUCGUAUUCUUUUCUCAGGGGGAUGGAGUACGUCUCGAUGAACAGUAUCCAGAGAGGGAUUGGAGCGUCGUUCUUCCAAACUCGAUUAGGAUUGCAAAUUUUGUUAGCUGGGCUUUACGCGAUCUUUGCACCUUCCAAGUUGCUUCUCUUCGCCAUUCCGGCACUCUUGCAUACGGCGCUUUUCAACGUCCAUGUGCCAUAUUCGUACACAACAUCGGCCUUGAAUGCGACCUUGCAAGAAUCAAACUGGACGCUUCUCGAAAGACAAGAGUCUCUCACUGGGUACAUCUCCAUCCUCGAGAGCGCAGAGCAUGAGUACCGGGUUAUGAGAUGCGACCAUAGCCUCCUGGGCGGAGAAUGGCUCGUCAAAACCGCACGAAACAGCAUGCCAGAGCCCAUCUACGGAGUCUUCAUAAUGCUCGAAGCCGUCCGACUAGUGGAAGUCGAGAAGCCCGUACCGGAUUCAGAAGCAAAGGCCUUUGUCGUCGGUCUGGGAAUCGGCACAACUCCAGCCGCGUUAAUGGCUCACGGAAUCCAGACCACGAUUGUAGAGAUCGACCCAGUGGUACACGACUUUGCAACCAAGUACUUCAACCUCCCCAAGAACCACAAGAAGGUCAUCGCGGACGCCGUCGCCUACGCGCACGAGGUCGCUCAGACCGACGAGAAAUACGACUACGUCGUCCACGACGUCUUCACUGGAGGCGCCGAGCCCGUAGACCUCUUCACCUACGAGUUCCUGCAAGACCUGAACUCGAUCCUGAAACCUGGCGGUUCCAUUGCCAUUAACUACGCAGGCGACCUCCUCCUGCCCUCGGCCCGCAUCAUCGUCGCCACCAUCUUGCGCGUCUUCCCCACCUGCCGCAUCUUCCGGGAGUCGGCGCCGCCGACCCCGGACCAGCUCGAGGCCGACGGCCGCGACUUUAUCAACAUGGUCAUCAUCUGCACCAGCGGCGCGUCGUCGUCGGUGUCGUUCCGCUCGCCGGUCGAGGCGGACUUCCUGGGCAGCAAGGCCCGCCGGAGGUACCUGAUGCCGCGGUACGAGGUCGACUACGCCGCCGUCUUCGAGGAGAGGGAGGGCGAUGGCGGCUUGUUGAGGGCGAAUGCGACGGAGAGGUUCCAGGGCUGGCAUGAGCAAAGUGCGCUGGGCCACUGGGCGGUUAUGAGGACGGUUAUCCCGCCGGUGGUGUGGGAGAAUUGGUAG